This is a messenger RNA of Lycium ferocissimum, 876 nucleotides long. Its product is annotated as Golgi apparatus membrane protein-like protein ECHIDNA. The coding region runs from base 59 to 610 and encodes 183 amino acids. NCBI's taxonomy places the organism in Eukaryota, Viridiplantae, Streptophyta, Magnoliopsida, Solanales, Solanaceae. Gene Ontology annotation, cellular component: Golgi membrane. The transcript has 6 exons. Gene Ontology annotation, biological process: protein secretion; vesicle-mediated transport. The record is from RefSeq and is a predicted model, not a curated record.
AACAAUUUUAGAGAGACGAAACGAAAACCAUUAAGGGCAUUUGAUUGGAAUUCUCGAUAUGGAUCCUAACCCACCUGCAGGGGAGGACUAUGCACACCCACAGAUAUGUUUUUUCCAUGUGCUCUUCAAGGCAGCAGCAUUAGCAUUUUAUAUUCUGUCAGCUUUGUUUGUUGAUAGUUUUGUUAUCAUCUUUGUGAUAACUGUUCUUUUAGCUGCUCUUGACUUUUGGGUGGUUAAGAACGUCAGUGGGCGUAUCCUGGUGGGUUUAAGGUGGUGGAAUGAAAUAGAUGACAAUGGCGAGAGUGUGUGGAGAUUUGAAUGCCUUGAUCAAGAGUCAAUGGCUCGCAUGAACAAGAAGGAUUCCUGGCUGUUCUGGUGGACUUUGUACCUAACAGCCGUUGCUUGGUUCUUUCUCGCGAUAUUCUCCCUCAUUAGGUUCCAAGCUGAUUUUCUUCUCGUGGUUGGAGUUUGCUUGACUCUCAGUGUCGCAAAUAUUGUUGGUUUUACUAGAUGUCGCAAAGAUGCUAAGAAGCAGCUUCAAGCAUUUGCAACCCAGACUCUCACUUCUCGAUUCUCCUCGACUCUACAAUCUGCAUUUAGUGUUGUUUGAACAAAUGAUACACAGCAAGCUAGUCAUGGGAGGAAACUGCUUGUCAGUGUCGACCCUUAUGAAAAAUCAUGUAUUGAUUAUAUAAUGGUACUGUAUACGCUGUGGAAUUAUGAUAGCACAAUGCGGAAGGAUGAUUAGGAGAUUUUGACAUGGCUUUUACUUGGGACUUCUCCUUUACUGAGGUGUCUUGUACAUGCAGAACAUGAACGAACUGGAAAAACAUUUUUGUUACUUUCAGUUUUCACGAAUCCAAUUGCUUCAUUGUA